UUGCUCGGCGAACUUGUGCCGACCCAAGAUGAGAACGCAAGGCCUAGUUCUUCUCAUGGCGGCGUCCCUGUUUUCUGCGGCUGCCUAUGACGUGGACGAAAUCCUCAAGAACUCCGCCAUGGAGAAUGAGCAGUUGUUCGAGGGAGACAUUUUGUCCCUCGGGAAGAACGCUAUGACGGCGAGCUGGAAGAGGUGGCCGAACGGUGUGGUGCCGUACGUGAUCGAUGCGACGGCUGAGGCGGAUUCCAAAAUCCUUCGCCAAGCCAUGGAAGACUAUCACGAGAACACUUGCAUCCGUUUCGUUCCGCGCACCAAUGAGAACGAUUACAUCCGAAUUUUCAAAGGUCAAGGCUGUUACUCCAUGGUGGGCAGACAAGGAGGACAGCAGCCGGUUUCAAUAGGCAGAGGAUGCGCAUACGUCGGGACGAUCAUCCACGAGUACGGACACGCCAUCGGGUUCUACCACGAGCAUACGAGGUCUGACCGAGAUGAGCAUAUCGAUAUUUUCCUUCAGAACGUCGACCCAACAUAUCAUUCGCAAUUCACCAAGCUCAGAUCCUGGCAAAACAGACUAUACAACAAUUUCGAUUACGACUCGGUCAUGCUAUACGGAUCGAAGAGCUUCUCCCGCGUUCGAGGAAAGCCGUCCAUGUCGAAGAAGAACGGAGAAGCGAUCGAAGAGGUCUACAAUCGGAAGGGAAUGAGUCAGUCCGACAUCGAGCGCGUUAACAAGCUCUACGGCUGCUCACCGAAAAAAAACAAGAGCGAAAGCAAGAAGAUGCGAUAG
Messenger RNA from Galendromus occidentalis (western predatory mite), 787 nucleotides. Its product is annotated as astacin-like metalloprotease toxin 5. Gene Ontology annotation, molecular function: zinc ion binding; metalloendopeptidase activity. The transcript is spliced from 4 exons. NCBI's taxonomy places the organism in Eukaryota, Metazoa, Arthropoda, Arachnida, Mesostigmata, Phytoseiidae. Gene Ontology annotation, biological process: proteolysis. Bases 29 to 787 code for a protein of 252 amino acids. The record is from RefSeq and is a predicted model, not a curated record.